AUGGAUGACUUUGACAUUGUGGCUUUCCGUAGUCUUGACAAAGUUCAGCCGGCUGGCAAUGUCCGUGUUCCGGAAGAGCAAAAACGGAACGUUCACGGCUUUUUCAUCAAAUAUUUUCUUCAAGGUGCGUUUAUUAAACUCUUCUUGUAUUAAAACACUAAAAUCUGAUUAGAAUCUGGAGAGAAACUACUAUAAUAUCAGGUUUAAAAGUAACAAAGCUUGGCAAGGUUUUUAUAAAUUAUUAAAUUGGUGAAGCUGAAUACUUUAAAGUGGUUUAAUUUUAAAUGUUUUUCUUUUUUUUUAUUUUCAAAAUAAUUUUUUUACCUAAUACCUACUAUUUUAUUUUAUACUUUUCAGGCCAAAACCUUGAGGAUCAUUUGAAAGUGCAAUUGAGUCAAAACGAAUGGCAGAACCAGUCGUUCCACGAGAAGUAUCGAAAGUAUUUCGCGUUGUUGUUGCCGUUCCUCUUCUUUCACGUCUGUUGGUGGCCAUUGGCUUUGAAAUACGAUGUUUUGUCACUCUAUUACACUCGGUAUGAGCUGCCAGUUACUAUGAUUUUUGGAUCUUUUUUGGCUGGUAAGUUAUCGCGAUAUUAUCAACGGUUCCAACUUAUAUAGAAAAAAUAUAACUUUUUGACUAUAACAACUUUAAGGUCGUAUAACAAACUUGUCGUUGUAAAAAGCUAUGUUUUACAUAAAUAAUAGCGUAUAGUAUAGUAAAUACAUUAGUAAAUACCAAAAGUCACAAUCUAUUGUUUAAUUCUCUAGGAGCGACAUCAGAAGGCGGUGGAGCCGUCGCUUUCCCGGUUAUGACACUACUUUUGAAGAUUGCGCCAAAAGUUGCUCGCGACUUCUCUCUGAUGAUUCAGUCUUGUGGCAUGUCAGCAUGUUCUUUCACCAUCUUGUACAUGAAGAUCAAGUUGGAAUGGCAUUCUAUCAUCUGCUGUAGCUUUGGCGCUGCCGUAUCUGUCAUUUUUGGAUUAGAGUAUUUGGAUGAUAUUAUUGACAGUAAGUUAGUUAAAUGUUUUCUUAGUCGUUCUACUGCGAGAUUUGAGGAUAAAGAAUAAGAAUAUCUUUAGAUCCUCUUUUAUAUACAUCACGUUUGCAGACCAACAGAAGAAGAUGAUCUUCGUGUCCAUCUGGUUUGCCUUCGCCGUCUCCUUGUUCAUGUUGAAUCUCCAGAAGAAGCGACAGACUUUUGAUCAAAUCCCGAAUUUCACAAUUUACCAUGCCAUCGUAUUGGUCAUUACUGGAAUGUUUGGUGGUCUACUGAGUGCUUGGACUGGCUCUGGAGUUGAUAUUUGUUCCUUCUCGAUCCUGACCUUGUUGUUCAGAGUAAGCGAGAAGGUGGCUACACCAACAUCGGUGGUUCUGAUGUGGUUGAAUACGUGGGUGGGAUUCUACUGGCGAUAUCUGAUGCAGGGUGACAUCAGUGGAAUGGCUUGGGAAUAUUUUUCGGUACGUUUGAAUACUUUUUAUAUUAUACUUAAACUGUAUUUUAAGAUUGGUUUUAAAUCGUAAAAAAGGUCAAAAAGUUCAUAGAAAAUAGAAAAAAGCGGUAGGAAAGUCUAGAAGAACCCGCGAUAUAUUUUUAGUGUAAAAAGGGUCAUAUUUGAUGAUGACACUUUCCCUGAACAUACUUUAGGUGACCGUACCAGUAGCAGUCACGAUGGCACCAUUAGGCUCACUAUGUGCUUCAUUUCUGCAUCGUCAGGUGUUGGCAGGCUUCAUCUACAUCUUGGAGACGGUAGCAUUACUCGGGUUCUUGGCUACAAGGCCAUGUUAUGUGCUUGUUAUCACUGGAUUUGGCAUCAUUUGCGUUUCGUAAGUUUUUUAUUGAUCGUUUUUUCGAUUUGAAUUUAAAAAAAGUAAAUUCAAAUCCAUUCUGGCAGCCAACUGAUCUUGUCCUUUUAUAUUUUUCAAAGAUCAUAUCAUAGUAGCUAGAGCAGGGAAGCUAGCCAUUAGUUCGGGUGAGGACAGAAAGGGCGGGGUACGAGUGAGAAUGGGCGGUAAAUCAGUGCUUGUUUAAAAAAAAGGUGAGGGCAUGGAUUUAGAAUCUCCUUGGAUCUGUUUUUCGGAUCGAGCCUUCUGAAUCCAGGCCUAUCCUCCCCGAGCUAUUCGUUAUACGGAGGGUCCACUGUAAUUAUUUUGAAGAAUUGAACACCACACAGUAAAAAUAUUGCUUUCUAGAAGCAUUUUCUUUCUUGUCAUCAUCAAAAUUGGUAAAAUUUUAUGCGACAAAGUUGAAAGAGGUUCUGCGAGCUUCGAAGCGCCAUCAUCUUCUGGUUCCACCAACUUUACUGUCGAAAAGGUUGUAUUUUAA
Messenger RNA from Bursaphelenchus okinawaensis, 2322 nucleotides. Lineage: Eukaryota; Metazoa; Nematoda; Chromadorea; Rhabditida; Aphelenchoididae. The record is from the annotation of a GenBank genome assembly.